AAGAAAAAUAAAACUUAAAGAUCCAAAAUUCCGGCAGGUAGCCGAGAAAGUUACGUGUGCCUUGCGUUUAACCAAUUAUUUUUCUUUUAGUUUAUUAUUUUAAUUUUAUAUCCACCUUCUAACCUUUCCCCUGAACAUUUUGUGGAAUUUGUUUUAACUUAUUUUGUGGACCAAUUGGGGUGUUCUUGAAACUCCUCGUACCUUAUUAUUAGAACCUUAUUGUCAUUUGUCUUUUGCGAUGUCAGGAGUAAACUUCCGUAAAAUACCAAUAACUUAAUUUGAUUCAUUUGUGAGCUCUGUGAGUGAAAAUGCGCCGCCAAGGAGUCGAUAAUUCCUUAUUCGCCAUUAACAACGACGACACAGAUCGAAUUGAUGUUGUUACGGAGGCUUCCUCCCACAGUGACCUCAAUUCAACGGGGAGCCAUCAUUUCUUGACCGGAUCAAAGACUAACUAUCAAUUCACAAAUCCGGACAAUGAGGAUGAGGCUGUACGAAUACAAUCGCCAGCAAAUAGAGUUCGUCGAUGGUCGCAGAAUAUCUCAAAGAUUGGCAAAAGCAAGAGCACAGUUCGCGACAAAACCAUCUACAAACUUCCAUCGCGUAAAGUUUUUGCUGUUGACGGCAAACUUCUUCCAUUGGAUUGCAACGCAGAGAUAGAACAACUUGUGGAAGAAAUUGAACAGCAUGACUACCUUAUGCAAAACUCUGCAGUUGGGAAGCAAAUAAGAAUAGAAACUAUUCGGGCUCUGCCACAUCCACUGUCUACAAAAAGACAACUUAAGAGCAAAAUAUCCCUCUCGGUUACAAAGCAUUUAGGCAGUGAGAAAGCUCAUAUCAUGAGGCGUCUCAGUGACAUACUCGCUCAUUGUUGCUUGAAGCUGUGGGCCAUUCUGGGGAAUCUUUUCAGUGGAAUAGAAAUCUGGUAUGAUGCAAUGAAAACGAUUGAAGGUCACUUUGGAUGCAGUGUAGGAACAUAUUUUAAGUUCCUGCGCUGGUUGUUUAUAAUGAAUGUGGUCGUGCUGGCAUUGACCUUUUCAUUCAUCACAUUGCCGCAGAUUCUGUUUAACAUAUUCGAUGAGAGAAGUCGACAUUUUGCAGACAAAAUUGUAGAGCGGAAAUUUGUGGAUCUUUUAAAUGGAGAAGGUUUCCUAAAAAAUUCGAUUCUCUUUUAUGGUGCUUAUACCAAUAUGACAAUUACACUCAACACAUCUAGCAGUUACAGUCUUCCACAUGCGUACUAUGUCACAAUGUUGCUUAUCUAUUUGGUGACAUUUGUUUUGAUUUCCUCGAGUAUGGCACGCUCAUAUCGAAAAAGCUUUAUUGAAUCUUCAGGCGGUAUUCCCAGCAUGUAUGCACAUAAGAUUUUUUGUUCGUGGGACUUUGGAAUCUCGAAUAGCAAAGCUGCAAGCAUUAAGCAUGAGUCCAUUUACAAUGAGCUAAAAUCCGUAGUCAGCGAUAUAGGCAGAGUAAAAAAGAACAUUCCAAGGCUGUGGAAGCUAUGGAUAUUUUGCGCACGAAUUGCUGCGCAUCUUUUAGUUGUUGCACUAAUAGCCGGCCUUGGGAUAGCUAUAUGGAUUCUCUUGAAGUUUUACGGAGAGGCUAAAACUAAGUCUCCUUGGAAAUCACUAUAUGUUGCUACUGCCGUUAAUGUUUCGAUGUUGGUGUUGCAAGCAUUUUUCUCCUGGAUAGGAAAAAUGGAAGACUACAGAACUCCUAGACGAACAUUGCAUGUUACCUUGAUUCGGACGUUUCUUCUGGAAGCAGUAAUUAUUGGAGUUUUGGUCUUUUUCUGGCUGACCAAGGAGUAUCAGGGGUGCUGGGAAACUGCUGUAGGACAAGAAAUUUAUCGAUUGGUCGUAUCAGAUUUUUUGAUAAAUAUUUUCAUCGUUCCUUUGCUCGAUGUAUUUCGAGCAAAUGUCUUGGCACGACGCUGGCCAAAAAUUGAGAAACCCAAUUUUGACAUAUCACAAAAUAGCCUUGGCUUAGUAUUUAACCAAACCCUUUUGUGGGUGGGUCUAUUAUUUUCACCACUUCUUGCCUUAGUGUUGGUCGUGAAAAUGGCCCUCACAUUCUACGUUAAGAAAACCACCUUAAUCUAUCUUUGUAAAUCACCCAAACACAUGUGGCGCUCAGCACAAACUCAAACACUCUAUCUAGUCUUUACAUUUCUUUCCCUUUUGGGUGUCAUCCUGACUCUGGGUUAUAUCAUGACUCAGGUACCUGUGAGUCGAAAAUGUGGUCCAUUUCGGGACUAUGUAUUUAUGUUUCAAAUAUUUAUCAAUGGAGUGCUUAAGUUGCAACAAAACGACUGGGUAUGGGGAGCAUUAAUGACUCUCAUUCGUCCAGCUGUGGUUGGUGGGAUUCUUUUGGCUAUGAUGGUUAUGGUUUACUAUCUGCGAUCGAAAUCCAAAGCUCGUGGAAAAAUGGUGAAGCUACUUAAGGAUAUGCUUUAUAUAGAAGCCAAAGAUAAGGAAUUUCUUGUUAUGCAUAUCACACGGAUAACUAAAAAUCGACAUUGGAUGUUUGAAGAAGAUGAUCGUAAUAGUAAAUUAGAAGACGAUCCAUCAGAUGAGUUUGCUGAAUCAUGUUCGACUUGGAAAUAUGAGCGACACAAGCCAAGGAAUCGAAGUACAAGUAGUCGUAGUAGUGUUAGUAGUUUGUGAAAUAUGUUAAUCCAACGAUUGAUGUUCGAGUGCCUUAAGACGAAUCGUUUGCACAGCACAAAUACUUAAUGGAUCGAGUCUUCCAAUAUUAUUCUUUAGAGAGUAUAAUCGAAACAGUAUCUCGAGAGUAUUUAAUUAUUUAUUAUUAUUAUUUUAUUUUUAAUUUAAGUGCAGGUAAAUGAAACUUAUAAAUGAGAUCUUUAACUUGUGAAACUUGAUUUUGUUAAUAUGCUGAUGGUUAGUGAAUUUUUUGCAGAUAGUUUUUGAAAUGGCUUGUUUAUGAUACUUUACCUGUACGUUAUUUAAAUUACUUAAUAGCAAAAGGAAAAACAAAUGUGCUAAAUUAUGUUAUGAAAAUUAUAGUUACAUUUCAUUAUUAUUUA
Molecule: messenger RNA, 3046 nt
Organism: Eupeodes corollae
Lineage: Eukaryota; Metazoa; Arthropoda; Insecta; Diptera; Syrphidae
Product: transmembrane channel-like protein 5
Exons: 9
Coding region: 309-2663 (784 amino acids)
Cellular component (GO): plasma membrane
Molecular function (GO): mechanosensitive monoatomic ion channel activity
Source: RefSeq, a predicted model, not a curated record